Molecule: messenger RNA, 865 nt
Organism: Fundulus heteroclitus (mummichog)
Lineage: Eukaryota; Metazoa; Chordata; Actinopteri; Cyprinodontiformes; Fundulidae
Product: gastrula zinc finger protein XlCGF49.1-like
Exons: 1
Coding region: 291-830 (179 amino acids)
Biological process (GO): regulation of transcription by RNA polymerase II
Molecular function (GO): RNA polymerase II cis-regulatory region sequence-specific DNA binding; DNA-binding transcription factor activity, RNA polymerase II-specific
Source: RefSeq, a predicted model, not a curated record
AUUGGAGAUCCCCAGUUUUUUAAUUGGAGGCUUGUAUAAAGUCCUCCACUGGGGUGCUCUACCAGCAAGUUUAUCUGUCCAUACACAUACUGAGCGGUUCUCGAGGUUUCUUUGAGGCAUUACUUUAGAGCAGACUCCAUAAACAGUUUUCUGGUCCAUAGUGAAUAAAACCAUCUUCUGUGGGUCCGGGCUAGAGACCAGACGUCCACUUUGCUCCGGGAAGUCAGAAUCCAGGAUCAGGCCAGGAAAGGAGUCCGUUGGGUCUGGUUGGCUUUGUCCCUCACAAACAUAUGAGAAUCCAUACAGGACAGAAGCCUUUCUGUUGUGAUCUAUGUGGAAAAAGCUUUAGCUCGAAAUCAAAUUUAAACACGCACAUGAUAAUCCAUACAGGAGAGAAGCCUUUCUGUUGUGAUCUAUGUGGAAAACGAUUUAGCGAUAAAUCCACUCUAAUCAAACACAUGAGAAUCCAUACAGAACAGCAGCCUUUCUGUUGUGAUCUAUGUGGAAAACAAUUUAGCGUUAUAUUAAAUUUAAACGCACACAUGAGAACCCAUACAGGAGAGAAGCCUUUCUGUUGUGCUCUAUGUGGAAAAAGUUUUAGUGAGAAAUCCACUCUAAACAAACAUAUGAGAAUCCAUACAGGACAGCAGCCUUUCUGUUGUGAUCUAUGUGGAAAAAGAUUUAGUGAGAAAUCCUCUCUAAACAAACAUAUGAGAACCCAUACAGGAGAGAAGCCUUUCUAUUGUGAUCUAUGCAAAAAAAGCUUUAGCUCCAAAUCAAAUUUAAGCAGUCACACGAGAAUCCAUACAGGAGAGAAGCCUUUCUGUUGAUUUCUGAUGAUUAAAACGUAGAAAAAUAAAAAUGU